Molecule: messenger RNA, 1107 nt
Organism: Cyclocybe aegerita
Lineage: Eukaryota; Fungi; Basidiomycota; Agaricomycetes; Agaricales; Hemipholiotaceae
Source: the annotation of a GenBank genome assembly
AAUGAAUGGUGCCCCAUAUCACACUCCCUCAAUUGUCAGCGCCCACACCGCACCAUAUAACGAAGACAAUGCGAGCGCGUACGCUGCUAGCUCUAUCUCUUCCCGCGAGAGAGGCAGAGGCCGAUCCGUGAACGGACGCGCUGAGCCUCAACCACCCGUCAAUCUAUACGCCCAACAACAGCAUAUCGCACAACCCCAACCCGUCAUGCCAGCCUAUCACGCUUUGCAGCUAUCUCGUCCCUCCAAGUCCUGGUUUCGUCGUUCCCCGAGCCGUUCAAACGGCCAUGGACGUGCUGCUUCGAACGGGGCAGGGUCUGCACUGCAUGCUUCUUCGAUGCACCAUUCACGCUCGGCACCACCGCCCCUCGCUAUCCCUCCCGAUUACGGACCCACGUCGCCUGGGAUUGACGUUUCUCCGCGAAGAGGGAGGACACUCGGUACUUCCUUUGCACAGCAUCACACUCCGCAGAGGGAACCCUUCUCUUCGAAUCACGUCGAAGGCCCUAAUAUAGCACAACACUUGGACCCUAUUCACAAUCGGGAAGAGAAGUACAGAGAACAUCCGCACUCGCAGCGUUCUGCUUCUCAGCAUCCUUCCAUUUCUCCGAAUGCUCGCCCGACCUACAACCGAAAACGUUCAAAGUCCUACGACCCCGCUGCUUUCCAUUCUCAAGGAGUGAACGACUACGCGCAUCCGCCAUAUUCGGCAGGGAAUUAUGGAGCGCCGAAUGAUGAAUUUCGUGGUGCGGAGUUUAACCCGUACGCGGCGAAUUAUACGACUAUGCAAGCCUCAUUGACGUCUCCAACUCUCGUCCAUCCAUCCGCGAGUCAUCCACUCGUUGUUCCUGUCAACGACGGUCGAGACGGCUGGGUCGUAGUGCCUGGUAAAGGGCAAAGCUUCCGGGUUCUGAACCAGAAGGGCCAAUCGUACGAACGCGAACAUCAAUCGUUCUUUGGGCGUCUAAAUUUCAGAGUAUUCCGUUCGCGCUCCAGAACCAACAAGACGUUCAAUGCUCCAGUUCACGUUGGGCAUGAAGGGGUCCAGCCGAUACCUGUCAGGAUGAUGGCUAAUCCGCCACCUGGCAGGGGUCGGCGCGAUAGUUAUUA